UGGUCAUGGAAAAUUAGGUAAAGCUCAUGGAGAAGUCAUGGAGAAGUCAUUGAUGGAAAAGUGUAUGAACCCUGGAUUAUGUAAUGUUCACUUCUCUGUAUUAUACCACCUAACUUCCUUAACUCACGUGACUUCAGACUCUGCUGUGCUUUUUGUUCAGGCCAUCUUUUCUGCCAUCUUUUCCACCCCUCUUAAUCCUGUCCUGGGCAGUGCCGUGUUCGUCACCUCGUACACCAGACCUGUCAAAUUCUGGGAGAGAGACUACAACACCAAGCGCGUCGAUCAUUCCAACACCAGACUUGCCACUCAGUUAGAUCGCAACCCAGGUGCUGACGACAACAAUCUGAACUCUAUUUUCUACGAGCACCUGACGCGCUCCCUGCAGCACAGCCUGUGUGGAGACCUGCUGCUCGGCCGCUGGGGGAACUACACCACAGGCGACUGCUUCAUCCUCGCCUCAGACUACCUCAACGCUCUGGUGCACAUCAUCGAGAUCGGAAACGGCCUGAUCACCUUCCAACUGAGAGGGCUCGAGUUCAGAGGUCAGCAGCAGGGGAUGAUGGGGGGGGUUGACCAUAUUUUGAAGCUUGUAAAAUGGAACAUGACUUUGAUCCUACACCUCAGCUUCUCUCACAGUUUCUUUUUCUAUGUUUUUUCCUCUCACAUCAGGUCACUGGUCCGGUCUAAAUUAUUCCCUGAGCUGGAGAACCGAACCCCAGAAGAGCCCCCUGUGGAGAUCAAGGACCCUCUUCCUGAGAAGCUGCGUAACUCUGUGAAAGAGAUUCUUCACUCAGACCUCGUCAUGUGUCUCCUCAUGGCUGUGAUCACCUUCGCCAUCAGUGCCAGCACAGUGUUCAUCGCUCUUCAACCGGCUCUCAGCGUUGUCUUGUACAUCCUGGCAGGAGUGGUAGGCUUCAUUACUCACUAUCUCCUGCCUCAGCUCCGUAAGCAGCUGCCGUGGUUCUGCCUGGCUCACCCUGUGCUCCGCUCCAGAGAGUACAGUCAGUUUGAAGUCCGAGAUGCUGCCCAGUUGAUGUGGUUUGAGAAGCUGUAUGCCUGGCUUCAGUGUGUGGAGAAAUAUGUCAUCUACCCAGCUGUGGUGCUUAACUCCCUGACGACAGAAGCUCGAGCUGUGGGACAGAACCACAAAGAGCUGGACAUCUACAGUCGAGCUCUCUUCAUCUCAGUUGCCGGCAUGAAGCUGAUGCGCUCGUCGUUCUGCGCCCCGUCGCAGCAGUACGUCACGCUGUGCUUCACCACACUGUUCUUCCGAUUCGACUAUCCACACUUCUCAGAGACCUUCCUAAUCGACUACUACUUCAUGUCCAUUCUCUUCAGCAAGAUGUGGAUCUGCUGAUACAAGCUGCGCUUCGUGUUCGAACUACAAUCGCCCUGGCAGAUAACCCUGGAGGCUCAGCCUUCCACUGCCUACGCACAACCUUCGCCAUGUUCCCCGUAUCCUUUUCUCACCUUUUGAGUUUAUCGUCAAUGGUAAUCAGGCUUGUUGUUUGACGGUCAUUACAAACUGCAAAAGUCAUGGA
This is a messenger RNA of Notothenia coriiceps (black rockcod), 1541 nucleotides long. Its product is annotated as pecanex-like protein 3. The transcript is spliced from 9 exons. NCBI's taxonomy places the organism in Eukaryota, Metazoa, Chordata, Actinopteri, Perciformes, Nototheniidae. The coding region runs from base 38 to 1357 and encodes 439 amino acids. The record is from RefSeq and is a predicted model, not a curated record.